AGUGCCAUGCGUGUACACGGGAUGGUGAGUGUUGUCAUGGCCAGUGUCUGGGAAGCUGUACUGAACCGAACACUGAUACAUCCUGCGCUGCCUGUCUCCACUACUACCACGAGGGGCGCUGCGUUCCAGACUGUCCCCCCGACACCUAUAAGUUCGAAGGCUGGCGCUGCGUCACCCUGGACUUCUGCUCCCACGUCCACCUGUCCGACUACGACCGUUUCGUCAUUCACAGAAGAGAGUGCAUGUCUGACUGUCCUUCUGGAUUCAUGCGCAACAAGAGCAAGAGUAUGUUCUGCAGUGCGUGUGACGGGCUAUGUGAUAAGAUCUGUGAUGAGAAGGUCAUUGACUCCGUGGACGCGGCCCAGUCUCUGAAGGGAUGUACUGUCAUCAAGGGUAACCUCCAAAUCAACAUCCGCAGAGGACAGAACAUAGUGUCUGAGCUGGAGAGUUUCAUGGGAUUGAUCCAGACAGUGACGGGCUACGUGAGAAUCAGACACUCUCAGACGCUGGGCUCCCUGUCCUUCCUCAAGAGCCUCCGCUACAUCAAUGGAGAGGAACUGAUGGAUGACAUGUAUGCGUUCCAUGCAGUAGGCAAUCAGCACCUCCAGUCCCUGUGGGAUUGGACCCAGCACAACCUGACCAUCCGGGCCGGGAAACUGUUCUUCAGAUCCAACCCUAAACUCUGCAUGUCGGAGAUCCGGAAGAUGUGGCGGAGGACGGGCAUCACAGAGAAGUUUGAGGAGGACGAUUUCAGGAACAACGGAGACCGAGCUAGCUGUGAGAGUAAGGUCCUGCGGUUCAAGUCCAACAGUACGAUGUCUAACCGUAUCAAACUAACCUGGCAGCGCUACAGACCUCCAGACUAUAGAGACCUCAUCUCCUUCAUACUGUACUACAAGGAGGCGGCGUACCAGAACACCACAGAGUUUGACGGCCUGGACGGUUGUGGUUCUAACAGUUGGAACAUGGUGGAUGUGGACCUUCCCCAGGAGAAGAGUUCUGACCCGGGUGUUCUGCUGUCCCCUCUCAAGCCCUGGACCCAGUACGCCAUCUACGUCAAGGCCAUCACUCUGGUGGUAGAGGACAGACACAUCCUGGGAGCCAAGAGUGAAGUGGUUUACAUCAGAACCAGCCCCUCAGAGCCGUCCAUGCCCCUGGAUGUGAGAACGUACUCUAACUCCCAGACCAGCCUGGUUGUCCGCUGGUCUCCCCCUGCCUUCCCCAAUGGGAACCACACCUACUACCUGGUCCGCUGGCAGCAACAGGCUGAAGACCGAGAGCUGUACCAACACAACUACUGUUCUAAAGAACUGAAGGUCCCGGUCCGUAUAGCUGCUACAGGGUUGACUGACAUGGAGGAGGACCUGAAGCCUACUAAACCAGUGGUUGGUGGGGGGGACAAGGGGCCGUGCUGUCCCUGUCCUAAAUCUGUCGGGGACCUGGAGGCAGAGGCAGCCGACGCUUCAUACAGGAAAGUCUUCGAGAACUUCUUACACAACUCUAUCUUUACCCCCAGACCUCCAGACCGGCGCCGUCGAGAUCUAUUUGGCGUGGCUAACCGUACAGUCCACCGCGGUGUGACCACCUACCCUAACGCCACGUCACCUGACCUUUGGGCCAACGCUACAGAGGUAGAGUUAGCGGACAGGGAGUAUGACUUCGUAGAGUCGGCAGUCAACGAGCGGGAGCUCCAGAUAUCUGGUCUGCAGCCGUUCACGGUUUACCGGAUCGACAUCCACGCCUGUAACCAACAGGUGAAACGCUGCAGCGCGGCAGAGUUCAUCUUCUCCAGGACCAAACCUGCAGAGAAGGCAGAUGACAUCCCAGGCCCAGUGAUCUGGACCGGAGAGGAUGAUUCUGUGUUCCUCCGCUGGCCUGAACCCUCGUCCCCCAACGCACUCAUCCUCAUGUAUGAGAUCAAGUUCAGACUGGGCACUGAGUCAGAGAAGCACGAGUGUGUCUCUCGCCAGCUGUAUAGAGAGCAGCGUGGUGCCAGGCUCAGUAACCUCGGACCUGGUAACUACUCUGCCCGGGUCAGAGCCACCUCCCUGGCUGGCAACGGAUCCUGGACUGAACCCGUCUCCUUCUAUGUGGUACAGGCCCAACGUUAUGAGAACCAUCUCUACGUCAUGAUCUUUGUUCCCAUGGUAGCCGUCCUGAUCAUCUGUCUACUGGCCACGUUCACCAUCAUCAACAGGAAGAAGAACAGUGACAGACUGGGGAAUGGAGUUCUGUACGCAUCAGUCAACCCUGAAUACUUCAGCGCUGCAGAGAUGUAUGUACCAGAUGAAUGGGAGGUGCUGAGGGAGAAGAUCACGAUGAACAGAGAGCUGGGUCAGGGGUCGUUCGGCAUGGUGUACGAGGGCGUCGCUAAGGGAGUUGUCAAGGACGAGCCAGAGACGUGCGUGGCCAUAAAGACGGUGAACGAGUCGGCCAGCAUGAGAGAGAGAAUAGAGUUCCUCAAUGAAGCUUCCGUCAUGAAGGAGUUCAGCUGUCACCACGUGGUGCGUCUGCUGGGUGUGGUUUCGCAGGGCCAGCCCACCUUGGUUAUCAUGGAGCUGAUGACUAAAGGAGAUCUGAAGAGCCACCUGAGGUCACUACGGGCUAAAGACCCGUCCCAGUCCUACAGUCUCAACCUCCCACCUCUGAAGAAGAUUAUUCAGAUGGCUGGCGAGAUUGCGGACGGGAUGUCUUAUCUCAACGCUAACAAGUUUGUCCACAGAGACCUGGCCGCCAGGAACUGUAUGGUGGCAGACGACUACACCGUCAAGAUAGGUGAUUUUGGUAUGACCAGAGACAUCUAUGAGACAGACUACUACCGUAAAGGAGGAAAGGGGUUGCUGCCGGUCCGAUGGAUGUCCCCCGAGUCCCUUAAAGAUGGAGUGUUCACCACCACCUCCGAUGUCUGGUCUUUUGGGGUGGUGUUAUGGGAGAUCGCCACGCUAGCAGAGCAGCCCUACCAGGGGAUGUCCAACGAGCAGGUGCUGCGCUUCGUUAUGGACGGAGGACUGCUAGACAAACCAGACAACUGCCCUGACAUGCUGUUUGAGUUGAUGCGGAUGUGUUGGCAGUACAACCCUAAGAUGCGUCCGUCGUUUCUGGAGAUCAUUAACAGCAUCAAAGAGGAGCUGGAGCCACCGUUCAGAGAGAUGAGUUUCUUUUACAGCGAAGAGAACAAGCUUCCAGACACAGAGGAGUCAGACAUGGAGGUAGAAAACAUGAACAAUGUCCCUUUAGGUCCCGCUGCCUCUUCACGCCCCCCAUCCCCUGUCCCCCCACCACCUCCGGCCCUCGGGGCCGCCAGCCAGGCCUGCUGCUCCCCAGUGGCCCCUGGCCCCUCCUCGGCACAGAGCUCAGGGGCCUCAGGACAGGUGGCGUCCAACGGCCCCGAGGUGGUCGCCCAGGUCCUGCUGCGACCAGCCUUCAAUGACUCACCGCCCUACGCACACAUGAACGGAGUGAGGAAGAAGGAACGUGCCAUGCCCCUCCCACAGUCCUCGGCCUGCUGAUCCUAGUGGACCCCCCCUCUUUUCUAAAGAGUUUGAUGAACUUCUCUGUAGUGGACCCCCCUCUCCAUCCCUCAUCUCUGAUGGACUUCUCUGUGGUGGACCCCCCUCUCCAUCCCUCAUCUCUGAUGGACUCCUCUGUAGUGGACCCCUCUCCAUCCCUCAUCUCUGAUGGACCCCUCUGUAGUGGAUCCCCCUCUCCAUCCCUCAUCUCUGAUGGACUCCUCUGUGGUGGACCCCUCUCCAUCCCUCAUCUCUGAUGGACUCCUCCGUGGUGGACCCCCCUCUCCAUCCCUCAUCUCUGAUGGACUCCUCUGUAGUGGACCACUCUGUGGUGGACCCCUCUCCAUCCCUCAUCUCUGAUGGACCCCUCUGUGGUGGACCCCUCUGUGGUGGACCCCUCUGUGGUGGACUCCUACUUUUUCAUUCUGUUAUUGUAUUGACAUUUCUAUCAGCUGCCUGAUAUAAAGCACCUCCUGCUGGGAGGACCCUGGACCACGACCUGAACAACGGUGGUUUAAGAUGUAUUCCUUUUAGGCCCAGCUACCUUUAUAUAUAAAACACAAGUCCGUUGUUCAGGAAGGUUUCUGGUUACCGUUAUCAGUCAAAGGUUUGGGGACACCUACUCAUUCAAGGGUUUUUCUUUAAUGUUUACUAUUUUCUACAUUGUAGAAUAAUAGUGAAGACAUAAACUAUGGAAUUACACACAUGGAAUCACGUAGUA
Molecule: messenger RNA, 4230 nt
Organism: Salmo salar (Atlantic salmon)
Lineage: Eukaryota; Metazoa; Chordata; Actinopteri; Salmoniformes; Salmonidae
Source: RefSeq, a predicted model, not a curated record